AUGCCAGCCCCAGCUCCAGCACCUCGCACACUGUACGAUAAGGUUUGGGACGACCAUGUCGUUCACCUUGUACACGAAGUUACGAGUCCCCAAGCCUUCGAAGGCCUCCGAACCGCUGGGCGGCCAGUACGCAGGCCCGAUUGUACAUUAGCCACCGUCGAUCACAAUGUUCCAACUAUCUCCCGCAAAAACUUUACUGACGUGAAAACUUUCAUCGACGAGCCAGAGUCCCGCGCUCAGUGUGUUGCACUUGAGGAAAAUGUCAAAGAGUUUGGCUUGACAUAUUUUGGGAUGUCAGACAGAAGACAAGGUAUUGUCCACAUCAUUGGUCCCGAGCAAGGAUUCACACUCCCUGGCACUACCUGUGUCUGUGGCGACUCACAUACCUCAACACAUGGGGCCUUCGGCUCGAUUGCCUUCGGGAUUGGCACUUCCGAAGUCGAGCACGUCCUUGCUACGCAAACUCUCUUGCAGAGGAAAUCAAAGAACAUGCGAAUAAAGGUCAAUGGAACCCUCCCUCCCGGUUGCGCUUCCAAAGAUGUUAUCUUGCACAUUAUCGGGAAAAUUGGGACAGCUGGAGGCACCGGUUGCGUCAUCGACAUGGAAGCCCGAAUGAGCGUUUGCAACAUGAGUAUCGAGGCUGGGGAAGAAUGGGAACGCGCCGUGGCAUAUUGGCGCACGCUUAAAUCGGACCAAGGCGCUAAGUUUGAUAUUGAAGUGAACAUACGCGCGGAAGAUAUCGUUCCUACCAUCACAUGGGGGACCUCGCCUCAGGAUGUCGUUCCGAUCACUGGAGUUGUCCCGGACCCUGCCUCCUUUACUGAUCCUAUUAAGAGAUCCGGCGCCGAACGGGCGCUGGCUUACAUGGGCCUCAUACCGCACACACCAAUGCAAGAUAUUGACGUCGACACGAUCUUCAUUGGCUCAUGCACUAACAGUCGCAUCGAGGAUUUGCGGAGUGCUGCUCAAGUCAUCAUCGCAGCCACUUCUGCUGAUCCAUCCAUCAAAGUUCCAGGCAACGUUCACGCCAUGAUUGUUCCCGGUUCUGGCCUCAUCAAACAACAGGCUGAGGCAGAGGGCCUGGAUGCUGUCUUCAAGCGUGUUGGCUUUGACUGGAGAGAGGCUGGCUGUUCGAUGUGCUUGGGUAUGAAUCCCGAUCAACUUUCACCUGGCGAGCGCUGUGCCAGUACGAGCAACCGAAACUUUGAAGGAAGACAAGGGGCGGGAGGCCGCACUCAUCUGAUGAGCCCUGCGAUGGCUGCCGCCGCUGCUCUCACCGGGAAGUUGACGGAUGUGCGCAUAUUCUUGAAGAAGGGGUCAAAUCUGGAUCAAACGAAGCUCAAAGUGACAAGCGCGUUCGAUUACCUCACGGAUGAGGUGCUACCCCCACCUAAGCCUGUGCCCCUCUCGGAUUCACCAGCGAACUCGACAGAAACUGAUUCUGUAUCAGUUGCCGCGACUUCGUCAGCCGUUCCCCCAUUCACCAUUGUCAAAGGUGUCUCUGCGCCACUGGACAUUGCCAACGUCGAUACCGAUAUGAUCAUCCCUAAACAAUUUCUCAAGACGCUAAAGCGUACUGGUUUAGGGGACGCCCUAUUCCAUACUUUAAGGAAGGAUCCAAAGACUGGUGAGGCAACGGAGUUUGUUCUCAAUCGAUCACCGUAUGACAAGGCGGUCAUUCUCGUGUGCACUGGGCCAAACUUUGGGUGCGGCAGCAGCCGUGAACACGCGCCGUGGAGUUUGAAUGACUUUGGUAUCCGAGCCGUGAUCGCCCCAUCCUUUGCUGAAAUCUUCAAGAGCAACAUGAUGCAGAAUGGCAUGCUUCCGGUCACCCUCCCACCUGAAGAGUGUAAGAAAAUAGCCGAUCAUGCCCGUUCCGGAAAGCAUCUCGAGGUCGAUCUCGAGAAAUGCGAAGUUCGACGCGAUGGUGAGGAACCCGCUAUCCCGUUCCAAGUGGAUUCCUUCAAGCGUCACUGUUUACUGAACGGUCUGGACGGUAUUGGUUUAACGUUGCAAAAGCAAGAGUUCAUCAAGAAAUUCGAGGAGAAACGGAGCGAGGUGUGGCCCUGGCUCGACGGCUUUGGGUAUGCCAAAGGUGGUGGACGAGUCCCCGAAGUCCCGGUAUCGAAAACAGGGAAGAAAUUCGACUGGUGA
Cantharellus anzutake is the source of this 2154-nucleotide messenger RNA. Its product is annotated as aconitase. Gene Ontology annotation, molecular function: 3-isopropylmalate dehydratase activity. The record is from RefSeq and is a predicted model, not a curated record. Bases 1 to 2154 code for a protein of 717 amino acids. Gene Ontology annotation, cellular component: 3-isopropylmalate dehydratase complex. NCBI's taxonomy places the organism in Eukaryota, Fungi, Basidiomycota, Agaricomycetes, Cantharellales, Hydnaceae. The transcript is spliced from 11 exons. Gene Ontology annotation, biological process: L-leucine biosynthetic process.